Messenger RNA from Tribolium madens (black flour beetle), 1367 nucleotides. RefSeq lists its product as uncharacterized. NCBI's taxonomy places the organism in Eukaryota, Metazoa, Arthropoda, Insecta, Coleoptera, Tenebrionidae. The transcript is spliced from 3 exons. Bases 611 to 1324 code for a protein of 237 amino acids. The record is from RefSeq and is a predicted model, not a curated record.
UAAGAACCGCAGAUGUGUCACAGUGACAAUAAGUUAUAAAAAAUAUCGCAUGAGCCAUAAAAUUCACGUUAUAAAUAAAAUAACUGUCCAAACAAAAGGUUAAAUUGUUAAUUUGCACGCCAGACCAAAUAUAAACACUGAACUGUGGAGGAGUUAACCAAUAAUUACAAAGGUGUACGACCUUAAGAUUAAAAAUAACCCGCAAAAAUCAUUACAACUGCACAAAUAAAAUUUAAAACUGCACCAAGUGGGACACUUGAAAUAACCGAAUCAAUAACAAUUAAUUGUGGGAAAUUGCAAGUAACAAAUGUGAGUCAGUGACACUCGUGUCAACGACAUUUCGACGUAAAACCCCAAACUCACAAUACUCAAAACGGAGAAAAAAUCUAAUUGUGGUAAUUUUUGCACUUACUCGGCUGGGUUUUUCGGAAUUAUCAAAUCUUCAGAAUCCAUCACAACAUCUUCCCCAAAGUCUGCCAUCUUGCACAAGUUGUGAAACGAGUAAGGCCGAUUCAUCGUCCGAAUUCAAAAUUCGUACUGUGAACCUGCGCACUAGCUCAAUUCUAACAAAUCAAUAAUUUUGAACGAAAGCGGGAAUUUUGAAACGAAAAUGAAUAGAAAUGCAUUUGACAGUAUCGCCUUAAAUGCCAACAAAUACGAAAUAGACAUUAAAAAUUACUUUAUAACACCCCCAGAGCAGAGCAGUGUUCCAAGCGACACUGAGGACUCACAAACUGAAGAAUACUUAGCCUGCAAGCGAACUAAAUUUCCAGUUGCGGAUGCACACAUUUGUACCUGGGAUUAUUUAACAAAACCUGAAGUCAUCCAUUUGCUGGGAAUUAAGAGUAAACGACUCAGAAGACAGUUCAUCGAGAACAAACUGCACAGAAAACCCAAGGGGCUUCCCCGAAUCAUAUUCAGAGAGUUGAUGUACUCUGUAACUAAAUUCUGCACUUCUUCGAAUUAUACCGUAGAACAAACUGGAGCUUUAUUGUCACAGUUCUAUCUAACUCAUUUAUUUUUCACAAGUGUAUUGGAUGUUGGUCCAGAAAAAGUGUAUGAAUAUUUUAAAGAAUUGCAAAUGUGUCAUUCUCUACCGUUUCCUCCACACAGUAUCAAAUUAUUCAAUUUGGAAGAAAUUAAAAACAAUAUGGUUCAUUUCUGCAAACUGUAUGUCAGAAAUCUGCCAUUAGUCAGGUUCUUGUGUUUGCCUAAUUUUACUUUACGUGUAAACCACCACUUAGAGCCGGACAUCGCUCCAGGUAAGAAGAAGGGCAAAAAAGGGAAGAAAAAAGGAAAAGGGAAAAAAGGCAAAAAGAAAUGAUCUACGAAAUAUAUUUAUCAAACUAUUCCAAUUGCUUUAUUCU